Messenger RNA from Danio aesculapii, 6903 nucleotides. RefSeq names its product glutamate decarboxylase 2 (gene gad2). Gene Ontology annotation, cellular component: cytoplasm. Bases 613 to 2364 code for a protein of 583 amino acids. Gene Ontology annotation, biological process: GABA shunt. The transcript is spliced from 16 exons. The record is from RefSeq and is a predicted model, not a curated record. NCBI's taxonomy places the organism in Eukaryota, Metazoa, Chordata, Actinopteri, Cypriniformes, Danionidae. Gene Ontology annotation, molecular function: glutamate decarboxylase activity; pyridoxal phosphate binding.
AAAUAAACAAAUACCGUUGAUGCGGGUGAUGCGCCAGGGGGGGCACAAACCAGUGUGUGUGGUCACGAUUAACGACGCAAAUAGUUCGUCAUGACCCGAAUCGCGUCGGAAUUUCUCUGAUGACGUGACGCGGAUUGUCUUUACGCCACUAGAAGCUUUUAUUACCCCUAAAGUUGCAAGUUUGCACGUUGGAUAGCCUGCGCAACGGAUUUCUACAAGUGCGUUUUUAGCAAUGCACUGUGCACUUGCGUUUGCAGCUGAGCCGUGUAAAUGAGAGCUAUUGGAUGCCUGUGUCUCCAUCAGUGCCAGUGUUUCUCCAUGAGUUCAGUGACGGUCUUCGGCUGCUCCAAAUCAUUGCGCACGGCGCACCAACCGAAUAAAGACACUCUGUGCUUCGCCUGAGAGCUUAGAGCGUCUUUUAUGAGCACUUUAGCAACUGAGUCACUUGAUUUGACGCGUUUGGACAGGUGUGAUUUUAAACGCAUCGGAUUUCCAGCGCAUCAGGCAGGAUUCAGCACCACGGCUGCGGACAGCUCCCGUUCCCCGGUGACGCGCGUCUGGAUGGCUUCAGCUCGCGCGCCUCUGUCGCUGCUCUGAUCCGCUCCGCUCGCGAUGGCAUCACACGGGUUUUGGUUUCUGGGGGCUGAAAACGCGACGGGAAACGGCAGUCAAAGCCCGAACACUCCCAGAGCAUGGUGCCAGGCGGCGGCCCAGAAAUUCAGCGGAGGCAUCGGCUCCAAAUUAUGUGCUCUGUUAAAUGUCGGGGAGGCUGAGAAAGCAGCUCAAGCCCCAGUUAAAGCCGAGGAUGAGUCUACAGCCGAGAGCUGCGGCUGCAAUAAACCCUGUAACUGCUCCAAAGCCACCGCGUGCUUCUCGGAUCUCUAUUCAACAGAUCUUUUACCUGCACUGGACGGAGACGCGAAGACUAUGAAUUUUCUGCAGGAGGUUGUGGAUAUAUUGCUGGCUUAUAUAGUGGAAUCAUUUGACAGGUCUACGAAAGUGAUUGAUUUCCACUAUCCAAACGAAUUGCUCCAAAGGAAUAAUUGGGAGCUUUCGGACGAACCCGAGACUUUAGACGAUAUUCUGAUCAGCUGCCGCGCUACGCUUAAAUAUGCCAUCAAAACCGCACAUCCCAGGUAUUUCAAUCAGCUCUCCACUGGGUUAGACAUGGUUGGCUUGGCUGCAGAUUGGCUAACCUCCACUGCCAACACCAAUAUGUUCACCUAUGAGGUGGCUCCAGUCUUCGUGCUGUUGGAAUACGUCACGCUGAAGAAGAUGAGGGAGAUCAUUGGCUGGCAGGACGGCCGCGGUGAUGGAAUAUUCUCUCCGGGUGGCGCCAUUUCCAACAUGUACGCCAUGCUACUAGCUCGCUAUAAAAUGUUCCCUGAGGUGAAGGAGAAAGGAAUGUCAUCUGUACCGAGGCUGGUGGCCUUCACAUCUGAACAUAGCCAUUUUUCAAUCAAAAAAGGAGCUGCCGCACUUGGAAUCGGUACAGAGAGCGUCAUCUGCAUUAAAGCUGAUGAGAGGGGAAAGAUGAUUCCAUCCGACCUUGAGAGGAGGAUCAUUGAAGCCAAGCAGAAGGGAUACGUGCCGUUCUUUGUCAGCGCAACGGCCGGCACCACGGUUUAUGGUGCCUUUGAUCCUUUGAUCGCUAUAGCGGACAUCUGUAAGAAGCAUGACGUCUGGAUGCAUGUGGAUGGAGCAUGGGGUGGAAGUCUGCUAAUGUCCCGGAAACACCGGUGGAAGCUGAAUGGAGUUGAGAGGGCUAAUUCUAUGACCUGGAACCCUCAUAAAAUGAUGGCUGUGCCCUUGCAGUGCUCUGCUCUUCUGGUUCGAGAGGAGGGACUGAUGCAGAGCUGCAAUCAGAUGCAGGCCUGUUAUCUGUUCCAGCAGGACAAGCAUUAUGACCUGCAGUAUGACACAGGGGACAAGGCCCUGCAGUGUGGACGUCAUGUGGACAUCUUUAAACUGUGGCUGAUGUGGAGAGCUAAGGGCACGAUUGGUUUUGAGGCUCAGAUCGACAAAUGCCUGGAGCUUUCCGAAUAUCUCUACAACAAGAUUAAGGACAGGGAAGGAUAUCAGAUGGUGUUUGAUGGAAAGCCGCAGCAUACCAAUGUGUGUUUCUGGUACCUUCCACCGGGCGUGCGCUACCUGGAGGACAAAGUGGAGAGAAUGAAACGCCUGCACAAGGUUGCUCCUGUAAUCAAAGCCAGAAUGAUGGAGUACGGCACGACCAUGGUGAGCUACCAGCCACAGGGAGACAAGGUCAACUUCUUCCGCAUGGUCAUCUCCAAUCCAGCCGCUACCUUCGAAGACAUUGACUUCCUCAUUGAAGAGAUCGAGCGACUGGGGCAGGAUCUUUAAAACUCACCGCACCAAAACCUGUUACUCUCGUGUCCCUGGAUGGAUUGCAUAUUUGUUGUGAAUGUAACGGUAAAUCUCUGAUUCCUCUUCUCCAAAGUCACAUUUAAAAAAAACUAAUGAUAAUAUGAAAAUAUCUAGAUUAUAGUAUUGUAGCGUUGUUGUGGGCUUCAUGGUCCAGAGCCCUGUAAAAGUGUUACCGUCUGCUUUUACUGUCUAUCUUAGUGUCUUUGACAUGACUUUGUUUGUUUACAUGUUUAUUGAGAAUAUGAAGAGUUAUUUGCUUCUAUUCGGUGCAGGUCAUACGUUUCUAUCUGAACAGUUAUUCAAAGUGCCAGAUUGCAUUAAUAUGUAUAUAUACGUGGCUAUAGUAUGAUAGUAGAGACAUAUUUAUCCAAAAGCACUUCAUCAUUUCUGUCAAGAAUUAAAAUAGCCUCAAAAAUCAGGCAUUUGUAGUUGAAAAGUAAGUAAAAAAAUUUAAAUUGGGUCCUUUAUAUGGUUCUACGCUUCUAAAAGCUGAUAAAUUAACAUUAAAUAUAUAUAAAAAUGUAAAUAUUAACUUGUAUGCUCUAAUAAACAAAUCCCAAAAUAUUUAUCCUGAUCACAAUAUAAGAAUUACCCGUCCACCUUAAAAUAUGUGCAAUCAUCAACAAUAUUCAAUGUUCUUUUGCUUGGAAAUGUAUUAUUUCCAAUUGUAUAAAUUGCAAUGGUGGUUAAAUAAAGUAAAAUAAGAAUAAAUAUAAUAUCCAUUCUUUAAACAAUAGCAUAUGCACAUCAUAUACAGUAUUUAAAAAAUAAAUAAAACAAAUUUAAUAUAAAUACCUUCGCUUCCCUACAUACUCUACACAAUCGCAAUAGAUUUCUUAAUUUACCGACCCAUCCAUGCACUUAUUUAGCUUUCUUAUACAAAAUGAUAGAUAUUUCAGGGUAUUAACAGAGCUAAAUUUAAUGUCAUAUAUAUAUAAACUCUAAAAAGAAAAGAAUGCAUAAGCAUACGUAGGGUUAUGCCCUAUGAUAGUGUGUAAAUAGUCUUUUAAGAUGUUCUUGAUCAAGUACAUAUCUAUGUGAAUACAUCACUGUAUUGUAUAUACGCAGAGUCUAUUUGUGUGGUAAAUAAUAUUAUUUUCUCUAUUCAAGAAAUAUUUAAUCCUAAAUGGUAGAUGCGUGCUGCUUGUGUGUGUGUGUGUGUGUGUGUGUGCGCGUGUUGAAUAUGAUGACUUACGUAACUGCAAAGAUAUGUGUAUGGAGGAUCCAGUGCAUUUUAACACACUUACUCGAAAUGAUUAUUAUUAUAGCACAUUUGGAGAGCCAUUUCUGAACCGAUGCCGGUUGUAUUCGUGCCCAAGUGGUUAACUUGACAUCCUGUGCCGAUUUGUAUUUUUGUGUGUUUGUAAGUGUAUUGCCUUAGUAUUAAUUGCCAGUAUUGUCCAGUUCUCCUAAAGAGGAGCUUGUGCACUUUAGCUUCUAUGUAUGAUGAUCUGUCCAAUGGAUGUUCUUAGUUUGAUGUUUUAAGAAACUGAGCGUUGUCUGAAUGUGUCCAAGUCUUGGUCAUCCAUUUUGGAUGAGAGUUGCUUUAUUGCUAAAAUCAUUUGUAGAUUUGCUAAUGCUAUCUUUCUACCUGCUGGAAAAGCACAACUGAAAGUAGCACUGCAAAGAAUGAUGUCCUUACCUAAGGUUUUUGUUGUUUUUCCAGUACACAUAUCGACAUUAUAAAAAAGCAAGAAGCAUCUACUUCAGACUCACUUGAGAUAAUGAAUCUAGUGGUCUUGAAAUAUCAAUCCAAAUUAGCUAAAUUUGCUUUGAAAACAAAAACAAAUGUGCCAAAGGGGUCAGACAAAUUAAAAUAGAAAGGAAAGAAAGGUUAUUUUCCUCACCUCACUGGCAAUCAAAAAUAAACUACAUUUUGAGACGUGUUUUAGUCAACAAGACUUGGGGUAAGAUUUAAUAAACAGCAAAUUGGCUUGAGGAUACACUUCUGUGAAACUCCCUACUGAUGGCAGUGUGCUUCUGAUUCUCAUGAUGGUAAACUUUUUAAGAAUUUUGGUUGUCAUUUACAUCAGUGGUCCCCAACCAUUUUACCAAUGCAGACCAGUCAACGCUUGACAGUUUUACUGUGGCCAGGGUAGGGUGGGAAGAAUCGGGGGUUGGUGUAUGACUGGGGGCUGGGAGGUUCGGUGUAUAUAUAUUGCUAGGGGAUCAUCAACCAUUUUCUCAGAGAAUGACGAGCUGACAAAACAUUGCUGCAACUCUGAUACAAGUUUUAUUAAUAGGGAAAAUUAAAAAGCACUGCAGAUUUUGGCUGUUCUGUGUCUGUCUGAUAUAAUUAGUCUGCUGAAAUGUGUAUAUUCCAUAUAAAGUAUGAAGCUAAUUGGAUAGUUCUUGUCAUUUGAUUCGCGUUGGUCUGAAAAAAAGAUGGUUUCAACUUGGGAUGCCUGGAAGGCACGAGCGCAUCGCUCCCAAUAUACGUUCACAAUUGAAAAUGACGCGAUAUGUGAAUGGCCCUAAAGCUGCCGCCAUUUGCAAUCUCCAGCAGUUGAUCUUCUUGCUGGAUUCACCUGAUUUGUUGACAAAUUGGUUGCGGAUCCAUUCAUUUGCAGUUUGUGGGUCCUUCACUGGGCCAUUUGCCCUUCACAAAGAAACUUUCCAAAGACGUCAGUUUCUUACUCAUUUUGCUGCUUGUGGGUUAAAUUUUGUCACUCAAGUGACCGAGAUGUAACCAAGAGAAUACGGUCAUUUUUUUAAAUAAAAGAUUGUUUAGACUCAGAUAAUAAAUAAUCACAGAAAUAAUAUUGAUUUCUUGUGCUGCCUGAUAUCAAUUGAUCCACGGACCAGUGCUGGUCCAUGGCCCAGUGAUUGGGGACCACUGAUUUACAUGAGAUCAGCAUUUCAAUAAUCAUUUCACUGUUAUCGUCUCAGCGUAAACUCCAAAAAUGCUAAUUUGUGAAAAUAUGAUGAACGCGUUCAAAACUUGCUCUAAAUGUGAAGUGCUAAACUGAAAUAGCUGUGCAUUUACACUGUAAAUAGCUGUUACUUUAUAAAAGUGAGUAAGCGUUGCCUUAAUAAGAACAAGUUGACUUUAAAAAGUGAGUAAAUACUGUGUAACUUGAAAUGGUUACGUUGACCUAACUUAAUUUUCCAUAAUUAUGCACAUAUUCAAUUACUUAAUAAUUUUAAGGCAAUGGGUUUACUCACUUUUGAGUACAAUCAACUAAUCAUGAUAAAAGUAAAGGGUUUACUCUCUUUAAGUAAAGCAAACUAAUCAUGUUUUACAGUGUAGCUGUGAAUGCAAGCCUUAUUAAUUCACUAUGUUUUCUUAUUUAAUUAGUCUUGUUUCAUACAUUUUCUGGAAAAUUCCAGCCCAAUCCAAUGAACAAACCUAACUAUUUUAGGGACUGUCAGAGGCGACACAGUGGCUCAGUGGUUGUCGCCUCACAGUAAGGUCGCUGGUUCAGUUGGCAUUUCUCUGCGGUUUCCUCCCCAUGCUCCGGUUUCCUUCACAGUCCAAUGACAUGUGCUAUAGGUGAAUUGAAUAAACUAAAUUAGCCGUAGUGUAUGGGUGUGUAUGGAUGUUUCCCAGUACUGGGUUGCAGCUGGAAAACUGUGUAAAACGCAUGCUUGAUAAGUUGGCAGUUCAUUCCGCUGUGGCAACCCUUUAUGAAUAAAGGGACUAAGGUGAAGGAAAAUGAAUGAAUGAAUGAAUGAAUUGUCAGAAAAGUGGUUGAUUUGUACGGAUUCAUAAGAUUUCAUUGUCUGAUUUUUAUAAGGAGUUGUACCCCCAAACUCUACCUCUAAACCCAACCAUCAUUGGGGGAUGAGGAAAUUUUACUCAAAUGUACAGAUGAAAUGUACAAAAUUCAUAUGAAUUAGCCACUAAAUCAAACAGUUAUGAAUUUCUAUGAGAUUGUUUUGGAAGCUCCAACAAAUCUACCAUAAAUGCAGCUAGGGACUUCCUCGCUACAUCAUUAAGUUUUGUGUAGUGCAUCUUUUUAAAAUGCUAAGCUAGCAGUUAGUAAAUCUGACCCUUAAUAUUUUACCUUAAGUAAAUGUUUCUUGAUUUUAAGAAUGUUAAGAAAUUUAUACUGGAAAAGAAGACAGAAGUACUGAGCACAUCAUUUUUUUGCAGUGAGCUAAUAUGGUUCUAGCUAGCAACAAGCUAACCCAACAAGCUAGCUGCUUUUUCAGCAUGGAAGGAAUGCUAAAUUUGUAGUUUUUUGAGAUACCAGUGUUUUUUUCUGUCUCUUUUCAGGAUCGACAAGCUGUGUCACAUAGUUUGUGUAACUUUAUGCUCUUGUAAUCAUGACAAACACAUCGACAUCCUCACUGUGGUAGUCUUGGAACGCCUUUGUGCCGUCUUUCCCCGCUGCUGCUGCUACAAACCUGCUCUCUUUGCACGUGCAUGAACGCCUUGCCUUUCAAGCUUGUGAAAUACAAUCCCAAAUAUUCAAAUCUAUCUAUCUAUAUAUAGUGGAACCUGGUGUUAGUUUUAGUGGCAAUAUGGAUAGCUUAGCUUCAAAUAUAUAUAGUACUCUGUCGCUAUAGCUU